Messenger RNA from Oncorhynchus kisutch (coho salmon), 1723 nucleotides. RefSeq lists its product as uncharacterized. The transcript is spliced from 5 exons. NCBI's taxonomy places the organism in Eukaryota, Metazoa, Chordata, Actinopteri, Salmoniformes, Salmonidae. The record is from RefSeq and is a predicted model, not a curated record. Bases 1 to 792 code for a protein of 263 amino acids. Gene Ontology annotation, biological process: response to bacterium.
AUGGAGAAAGUAAAAGUUGGAUAUCUUCUCAUCAUCAGCAAUAUCAGCAGAUCAGAUGAGGCAGUAUACUUCUGUGGAAUAGGAUCAAUGUAUGAGAUGAAGUUUAGAAAUGGAACAUUUUUGGCUGUAAAAGGUGUCAGUCAGAAAAGGUCACACUACCAGACUGUAGAGCAACAGCCAGUGUCUGACCCAGUCCAUCCAGAAGACUCUGUGACUCUACAGUGUACAGUACUCUCUGAGACCUGUACAGGAGAACACAGUGUGUACUGGUUCAGAGCCGGAUCAGGAGAAUCCAAUCCAGGAGUAAUUUACACCCCUGGGAAAAGGAGUGAUGAGUGUAAGAAGAGCCCUGAGACUCCCUCUCCUACACAGAGCUGUGUCUACAGCCUCUCCAAGAACAACCCCAGUCUCUCUGAUGCUGGGACUUACUACUGUGCUGUGGUCACAUGCGGGGAGAUCCUGUUUGGCAAUGGAACUAACCUAAAUAUUGGAAGAUCUCUGGAUCAUGUUGUCAUUGGACUGGGAGUGACAUCAGUUUUCUGUGUGAUUGUAAUCAUUAUCCUCAUCUUCACCAGAAAUACAAAGACAUUUUGUGAACAUUAUCAAGUGAGUGUUGCACAGCAUAUUGGACAUGACAACACAACCACCGAAUGUGAUCAGGAUCAAGAUGGAGUUACGUUGAAUUAUGCUGCAUUGCAUUUCUCUGAGAGGAAAACUAAAAGGGGAAGAAAGAAGAGAGAGACACCACAGGAGAGUGUGUACUCUGAUGGCAGGUGUUCAGACUGGGACUGAACAUUGUUUAUGUGCAGAGGAAUGGAUGUAGUUUGGUCAAGAAACUCUUGUUAAUAUGUUUAUAAUGUAUUCAGACAGUCAUGACAUUUGAUACACUAUAAUGUAUCAUAGAAUAAGCUUGUUCUUCUAGGAGUGUUCUCUAUCAGAGCACCACUGUUAUGGAAUGGCUUGUCCUGUGAGGUAAAGGGCCAGAAAAUCUACCUUUUUUGCUUUGCCUUUAAUCUUAGUCUUUGAUUGUAUUGUUAUUUUAGACUUCCUUGGUGAUUCUAUAUUCUUCUCUUGUAUCAUAUCUCUUGUAUGUCAGCCUUUUGUUUAGACAUACUGUUUAACCAUGAGCCAACUCAGUGGCCUUGUGUUUAUUGUCUACCGUGAGAUUAGAAGGUUGAGGGUUUGAUCCCUGGUCAAGUCACACCAAUUACUCUAAAAAUGGGAAUGAAUGCCUCUCUGCUUGGCACUCAGUAUAAAGGAGAUGGAUUGGGUUAAGUAUCCUGUCCAGGAGGUAUACUUGUACAUCAAGCUGCAUUCCAUUAUUGAAUAUUGAACCUAUGAGCAGUUCUGGCUCGGAUGACGAUUUCUUACUUAAUUACUUUUCUACAGCAAAGUUUGUUGCAAUUGAACUGUAUUUCAAAUACAAUUAGAGUUGAUCAGCCCCCAUUUUAAGUAAUUUUUCUCUAUUUGAAAUCAUGUAUAAAUGUAUUAUGGUUCUAUUUGGAUUGUUUUAAUCCUUUUUCCAAAAUGUAUAAUUGUUGUGAUAUUUACUGUAACCCAUGAAACAAACAAUAAGAUAGCAUACCUUCUUAAACAUUGUAUAUAAUGUAGGUUAAUUACAUUUUACUGUAUUUCUUGAGUUCCAACAGCAUGUUUAUGUCACGUUGGAAUGAAGAGAUUCGGGAGACAGGCGCAGGAAUACAUAAUAGUUUUUUAAAAUCAG